GAAGUUGACGUUUUCCAUUUUCAAUGAGCACAUACGAAUUCUACUGAAUGUACGAAUAUUAGCCGAAUUUAAAACCCGAGAACAAUAUUUGAAUGUUUAUUUAAAAGCAGCACUAAACUGGAAUCAAGUAGUGUCAUUAAGUAAAAUAUAUUCUGUAAUCCGGUUUCCCUUUAUCGGAUUGCCAAACUAACAAAAAUGUCUGAAAGAGAAAGAGAUCCAAUAAGCGGCUCGAGCCGUGACUAUGGGGCUGUGGCGGCGCCCCCAACAGUCGCCUUCGCAGACUUCAGUCCAACAGAGCUGUACAAUCUGAGCGAGGGUAUAGCAGACAAUGUAAACACCAUCAACACAGGGCUCCGGUCUCUCGAAAAGAUGAUGAGGCAGAUUGGUGGACCAAAUGAUAGUGUGGAGCUCAGAGAUAAAAUCCAUGACAAACAACAGAAUGUGAACAGUUCAGUGUCAGCUACCGCGCGCGAUAUACAAAGGCUUGGGGUGGUGGUGAGGAGGGGGGAUAAACCUCAGAAGCUGCAGGUGGAGAGGCUCACCCAGGCGUUCAGAGAUGCGCUGGCAAAGUACUCUUCUGUGCAAAAGCAAGUGUCAGAGAAGAUGGCGGCGCAUAUGCCGACGCAGGCGCGACCCAAGCACGCACCGCUCACGCCGGAGGAGCAGGCCCUGGCUGAUGAUGAGGAGGCGUCUCUGGUGGCCAAUCAACAAGCACAGGCGCGCUUGGUGCAGUUCGAGACGAGCAUGCUGCUGGACAAAGAGGCGUACAUAAACAAGAUAGAGGCGGACGUGUUGGACGUCAACCAGAUUAUGCAGGAGCUGGCGGAGAUGGUCAACGCGCAGGCGCAGACCGUCGACACAGUAGAAGCACACAUAUCGGCGGCCAGCGCGGGGGUAGAAGCUGGUGUCGACGAACUGGCCAAAGCGGCAGAACAUCAGCGGCGGUACCGGAAGAAGAUGUUCUUCUUCUCUCUGAUUGGCAUCAUCCUGGCCAUCAUACUCAUUGUGUGGCUAGUUAAGGCCUUCUCGUAGACUGUGACCUCUCCUGAUCCUGGUCCUGGGGUCAAAUUAUGAAUUGGCCAAAAUAUCCUGGUCACGUGAACGUCCGUGGGAAGAAAUCAUCCCGGUUUACAUGUCAAACGUUCGCGGGAUCUAAAGUUCCCAAUAGAGUGCGGCAAUUUUGCAAAAUGAGACUAAUGUGUAAAAGAUAAAGUAUAUAUUAGAAUGAAGACACUCCGAAUGGUGUAAUGCAUUUUGCCACAGUGAACAUAUAGCUUGGCAACUUCGUUCGUAACACUCCCGAUGGUGUAGCGAUGAAUGAAAAACCCACGACUGAUGCACAUCACUUCCCCGCACGCAUAACACCCGCGCAGUCUUUCCCCCCGUCGCCCGCAUAUCUUGGGAGUUUCAUCUACGAACUUGCCAGACUGUAGUAAUAUACAGACGUAGAGAAGCAUCAUUUUUUUUCUUGCGGGUGCUAGCCCUUAAUUCUGGGCGUGUAAAACAUAUUCGGAAAUUGUAUUGAUACAAUUUAAUUGAUGGACGUUCAAGGUGGCACUAGAGUCAAUUUAGACAUGUAAAUUGCCUAAAAACCCUUCUUGAAAUAGGGUAAAAAGAUCCUGGUCACGAUUCCAGAGCCAAUUUAGAAUUAUAUAUUGGCCUAAGAAAUCCUGGCCAUGUGUCUUGAGAUAAUUUAGUAAUAUGAAUUAGCCAAAAAGAUCCUGGUCACGAUUCUAGAGCCUAAAAAAAAUCUGAAUUAGCUAACACAGCAGAAAAUUUACCAACUUUAAUUAAACGAAGUUUAUGAUUAUAUCUAUAAGGUAAUAAGAACUGAAUGUCGUGUCUUUCAACAAAAUUACCAACAAUUUAAUUUGGGUGAUAAAGAUAAGCAGAGUUUAUUUUUUUUUUUUUUCAAUUAGUCCGUUAGUCUGUUUACGUUAAUCUCUUAACUACCCGACGAAUUUUUAGUCUAGAAAAUAUAUAAUCGAAUCUUGUCUUUCAUGAAAUCGGUUAGAAUUUUACUUUUUAUAAACGGCUUAGAAAUAUAUAAUAUUCAUUCCAACUUAUGUACCUAUAUAAUUUUUUUUGGAGUUUACUCCUUAAGAAUCGAUUUUUUAUAUAUAAGGCGCCCGGUAUGAGAAAAAUCCGAGGGGUAAAACCAACUGAACUAACGAAAAAGUGUCACGUUUUUGGUGCGCACCUUUAGUGCGCAACUUUCUAAUUUAUUUUAAUGAUUAUAUCAUUGUAAGAGUAAAAUAUAUAAUGUGAAGUAUAUUAUAAAGUCUAUUAGUUAUUUUACAAUUCUAUAAAUUUAGUCUUCUUUAACAUAAGUAUUACUAAAGCCCUACUCGAUGUACACUGUUUACCAACAAAAAAAAGUGUGUAUGUUAAAAAAAACAAAAAGUUAGCUCGAAGCACGUCUCAAUAAUCGCGCCUUAUAAGUGAAAGGUGCGCAACCGAGGUGCAGCAGGCCGCGGCAUGCGCACCCGCCUACAGCGUGCACAUGGGUGCGAUGUGCAAGUUGUUGGCGGCACAGCGCACGGUGAAAGGUGCGCAGAAUAGGUUGCGCACAAAAAACGUGACGCUGACACACUUUUUUUUAUCUCUGAUUAUAUAUUCAGAGGCACAAUUAUCCGCCCACUUUAGUAUAACGCGAGUGGGCGGAUAAUUGUGCCUCUGAGUAUAUUUAUUAAAUAUGUAAACAAGCAACUGAUUUGAGGUUUACACUUUUCCACGACAUUUUGUUUGUUCUAAGACAAUUUAGUCGCAGAAUAAAUAAACACUUAUUCAUGUAUAUAGUUUUGUAUUUGUCAGUGUAUAACUUUUGUCGGCUUAGUGUAAUAUAAGCCUUAUUAGCAUUGAAUUUAGAAACUAUAAUGAAAUUAUAGGAAUAAAAUAUUAUAUUAUGAAUUAUUUGUUAUAAAGCGCCAUAUUUUCGAUAGAGUUAGGAGAGAUUGAGAAAUUGUUGCUUAGUAAUUUAAAGUUUUAAAAUAACAUAAAGCUAUUUUUGAGCAAAAUAAAACAAAUGCUAACUACCUACAUAAAUAGCUUAAUUGUUUAUUUAAAUUGGGUUUUUUCAUCUAUGAAAUAGGCGUUAAGAAGUUGACUACAGUGACUUAUGUUUGGGUAGAAUAUAUUAUACAUAUAAAUAAUCAUAAUCAUCCCAUAAUCUAUACUAAUAUUAUAAAGCUGAAGAGUUUGUUUGUUUACUUGAACGCGCUAAUCUCAGGAACUACUGGUCCGAUUUGAAAAAUUCUUUUAGUGUUGAAUAGCCCAUUUAUCGAGGAAGGUAAUAGGCUAAUUAUUAUUCAAAACUAAUUUGAAUUAUUUUAAAAAAAAAAUUCUAGGGUGACCAAUACCAAGUCAAUACAAAUGACUGCAUUUGGGUUUUACCCAUUAAUUACGGAACACUCUGUAUAUUGUAUGUGUAUUCAUUAUCUCUCGUUGAUAUGGCGCUUUAUAGGUAACUUUGUACCUCUGGAGAAGCUAUUAUGAAUUUUAAUUAACUUCAUUUGAUAUUAGAACCUAUUGUACUGUACAUAAAGUUCAAAAUUAAAUUUAAAUAAAAAUACUUUAUCGAUUGUGGAACACUAUUCUAUAAUGAUAUUUUUGUAACUCGACAGUGUUAAUCUUCAUUUCGGGUCUAUAUAUCUCUCUCUAUCUAUAGCAUCGUGUUAGACAGAGAUAGUUAUAGAAGAUCAAACUCACUGUUGAAUUGGCUAGUUGUAUUUUUUUUAAAUGGUUUUCAAUAGUCCAUUAUCGUUCUACUAGAUUGAAAAAAAAUCAUAUUUUUUUCGAGACAUGAUAAGUUUUUAAAUACAUUUUUGACAAUACGAGCCAAAACGCCUGUCGGCCAUGAUGGUCUAUAUUUCAACUGAUUUAUGACGUCACUGUAACAAAUACCUUGCAAACAGAACGUUUGCCAAAAAUGUUAAGUAACAAUUCGUUUGACAUUUAGUACGUCAAGUAAUUUUGUGACGUCACAAAAUAAAUGGAGGACAGCGUUUUUGAUGUAUUUUCUAUUAUUUAUUUAUUACCCCAAAUAAAUAACAGAUGAGUACUAUUUAUCUAUAUCGUCCGUUACUAUAGAGAGCCGUGAUAACCCAGUGGAUAUGACCUCUGCCUCCGAUUCCGGAGGGUGUGAGUUCGAAUCCGGUCCGGGACAUGCACCAACUUUUCAGUUGUGUGCAUUUUAAGAAAUUAAAUAUCACGUGUCUCAAACGAUGAAGGAAAACAUCGUGAGAAAACCUGCAUACUGGUAAGUUUGCCAAUCCGCAUUGGGCCAGCGUGGUGGACUAUUGGCCUAACCCCUCUUAUUCUGAGAGGAGACUCGAGCUCAGCAGUGAGCCAAAUAUGGGUUGAUAAUGAUGAUGAUUAUUUAUCUAUAGUUUAGAAAAUAAAAUUCAUAAUAGCACUCUACUUAAAACUUAUUAUAUCUACUUAUAACUUAUUCCUAGUUAUUUAUUGUGUAACACAAUUUUGUAUAUUGAAUAUUAUUGUAUUUAAUAUAAUAUUAUAAAGCUGAAGAGUUUGUUUGUUUGUUUGUUUGAUUGAACGCGCUAAUCUCAAGAACUACUGUUCCGAUUUGAAAAAUUCUUUCAGUGUUAGAUAGCCCAUUUAUCGAGGAAGGCUAUAGGCUAUAUAUUACCCCCAUAUUCCUACGGGAACGGGAACCACGCGGGCAAAACCGCGCGGCGUCAGCUAGUUUAAUAUAUUUAAGACUGUCAAUAAUGUAUCAUAUUACUAGAUAAUUAAAAUAUUUAUGUUAUUAAGUUUUUCUAGAAGUGAAAAUUGUUUGUUAUUAUUGUUUUACGAAUAUAUCGCUUUAUUAUGUGUAGUUAUGAUUAAAGAUAUUUUAUAAAUAAAACCGUA
Molecule: messenger RNA, 4872 nt
Organism: Bicyclus anynana (squinting bush brown)
Lineage: Eukaryota; Metazoa; Arthropoda; Insecta; Lepidoptera; Nymphalidae
Gene: Syx13
Product: t-SNARE domain-containing protein 1
Exons: 6
Coding region: 196-1032 (278 amino acids)
Biological process (GO): vesicle fusion; intracellular protein transport; vesicle-mediated transport
Cellular component (GO): endomembrane system; membrane; SNARE complex
Molecular function (GO): SNAP receptor activity; SNARE binding
Source: RefSeq, a predicted model, not a curated record